UGCUUUGAGGUGUAGACAAUAAAUUUCCAUACUAUGCCAACAACCGCUAAAAAUUGACAUAUCCGAGCUUUAAACAUAAAAUCGAACGUAUCGUGAUAUAUUUCUCAAAAUAAAGUGGAAAAUAUGUGAAAGAAUACGGGGCAAUUAUUUGUAUGAUUUUAUCAGACGAAUGUAAUUCUAGGAAUUAAUGAAAUAGCAUCGAGUAACAAAAAGAAACAACGUUGAACACGACACAUGACAAAAAUAAGAAUGAAUAAAGAAAUGCCGUUAGGUGUAGAAUGGAUGCCACAAAAUGCAUAUGUGCGAAGUUCCUUGGAUCAUUUGCUGCCAGGUGAACGAAAUCAACGCAGUUUUGUAUUUGUAAAACAGGAAACAGAAUACUUUGAAAGUGCAUUAAACUCACAACAUGUACAAAAUACAGUCGUGCACUUGCAAGUUUCCUCUAAAGAGAAGGAUAAGGAAAUCAAGCAAGAAAGUAGCCAUUUGGAUCCUUGUCAAACAAGCCCUUUAAAUCAGUCGCCUAAAAAAUUGAUUGAGAGUUCUGAGAGAUUGUAUAAUAGAGGUCGCAUUGAUAUAAUAGAAAUGACAGUAGAACCAACAUUCCACUAUAAAUAUUUUCUUGUUUACGAAAAUCAGCCAUCCAAGUUUGUUGUACUAAGAGCUCUCUGCAACAAUACAGCUGAAGAAGUUGCAAAGAAUUUGUUAGAUGUAUUGGCGAUCAUAGGGGCACCACGAGUACUACAGAGUGGUAAUGGACGUAAGUUUGCUGAACAAGUUGUACAUGAACUGCGUUUACUAUGGAAUGAUUCCCUCAUAUUGCACGGGGAUGUACCUAAGUGUGAAGUUAGCUGCAGGGAUUUUAAAAGCUUGCUUGAAUCUUGGAUGAGGAAGAAUCCUACCAAGACCUGGUGUGAAGGACUGAACUUUAUACAGAUUCUUCACAAUUCAACAUACCGCAGUCAGAAUGGUAAAGUUCCAUGCGAUGUAUUAUUCGGACGAGACAUACGUGAAAACUUUCAAAACUUUGAUGUAGAAAAGGAUACAGAGAGUUUGUGGACAGAGGAAGAAUGGAUUGAAUAUUUGUCACAUGGAAAAAAUAAAGAUGUAGUUACAAAAGACACACAAAGGAUAUCGGAUAGUAUCAAUUAUUGUGAAGAAAAUGAUAACAUACAAGAUACAUGCAGUCAAAAAACAUUUUCGAAAAACGACGACGUAAAUGGGUUUAGUUUUGUCAAUAUAAAGAAUGAAUCUGUCACGAGCAAUGUGCAUGCAACAGAUUCAAAUAGAGAUAAAAUUGAAGCAGAAAAAAAUGAAUUAAAGAUCGAUGACAAUACACAAUAUCUUAAGUGCAAAUACUGCCAAAAGCGAUACAUGAAGCUGGGACAUUUGAAGAAUCACAUGAGAACUCAUAAAGCGCAACGAGUUCUCCGAUGCAAGUUGUGCAAUAAAACAUUCAGUGUCCCAAGAUUAUACUCGAAGCACAUGAAGCAGUCGCAUGGACAAGAUAAAUUGAUUAAAGCUGAUGAGGAAGAGGAGGUACCAGUUAGAAGAAAUACCAGAAGCAAUACUGCUGACACGGUAACGACCGUUUCCAAUGAAGAAAGAUCCGAGAUUCGGACAUAUAACGAAAUUUCUGAUCCCGAGACAACGGAUGAAGGUUGCGACGCAUUACUAGAUGAUACGAAAAAUUCCUAUAACAAGACUGCCAAGAUCUCGAGUCAUACUGGUAGACGAAAGUUGUCUGCGGAGAGUCGGAGCGUGUCGAAAUCGCAAUCUACUUUACAGUGUACAUAUUGCGAGCAAAAGUUUAGCUUUCCCAGCGUGUUGGAGAGGCACAUGCGAUCGCAUACGAACGAACGACCGUAUGUGUGCGAUGUGUGCAACAAGAGUUUCAAGCAGCUAGGCCACCUUAGCCAGCACUCGUUAACGCAUCACGACUAUCGCUCGUUCCAGUGCACGGUGUGCGGCGUAAAAUUCGAUUCGCUAGACUCGCUGAAGCAACACGCGCAUUCGCAUAAAGGUGACACGACAACAAUAACGACAACGACGACAUCCAAGAUCCGUGACGUUUAUCGUCUAUUUGAAUGCGACAACUGCAAAAAGGUAUUUACGACGAAGAGCGUGCUGGAACGACAUAUAUUUACACACACGCAGGAACGUCAAUACGACUGCAAGGUGUGCGGCAAACGUUUCAAGCAGGCUGGCCACGUAAAAUCGCACAUGCUAGUCCAUACAGGCGAGCGCCGCUUUCAGUGUACCGUGUGCUCGAAACGUUUCAGCUUAUCGAACUCGUUGAAGAAGCACAUGUACGUGCACAAUGGUGAGAAACCGUAUCAAUGCGACGUAUGCGGUGCGCGUUUCCUGGAGAAGCGCAAUCUCAACGGUCAUCUGCUGACGCACACCAACGAACGUCCGUAUUGCUGCAAAAUCUGCGGCAAACGAUACACUUUGGCAGACACUCUGCGCCGUCACGUGAGCGCCGCACACGAGGAUGGUCGUACUUAUCAGUGUGAGAUCUGCGCCAAAAUGUUCAAGCAGCUGGCGCAUUUAUCGGUGCACAAAAAGGUACACAACGAUGAACGACCGUUCCAGUGUCAUCUGUGUGAGAAGAAUUUCAAGCACAAGAACGUGCUCAAGUCGCAUCUGGCGAUCCACGCGAAUGUACGACCGUUUGAAUGCGAUGUGUGCAAGGCCACAUUCGUCAGGAAGACAAAUCUACAGACGCACAUCUCGUCCGCGCACAUGAACGAGCGUCCGUACGCCUGCACCAUUUGUGGCAAGCGCUUCAAGCAGAUCAGUCAUCUGAACGGUCACGUCGUUGUGCACAGCAAUCUGAUGCCCUACAAGUGCGACUAUUGCGAUCGUCGAUGCAAUCGAUUGGACAACCUGAAAAAACACAUGCGUCUUCACACAAAGAACAAGGAGUAAGAAAUAUGAAGAAUUUCUAAAGAACCGAAUUAGUCUUUCCUCUCGAGAGACCAGAAUGUAAAUUCUGGAAAGCUAAUGAAAGAAAAGUUUCAUACAGAUUAUCACGUCAAAUAUCUUUUCUGAGCUGAAUCUAUAUUUUUUAGAUGAAUGCUCUAUUUAUGAGUAUUAUAUCACGUAUAAAACUUUAUUAUGUGUAGCUUCCUAAAUUUCAUCAAAUUAUUGAUUCUAUAGAAGUUCCUAUAGAAGAAAAUGAUAAUCUCAUAGCUAUUGAGAUGAUUGAAGUAAUGAGAGAGAUGUGUUUACUGUGGAUGAAUCAAAAAGUAUUUUAGAUUUUUCUAUUAUACAAUGUUAUUGCAAUUGUUAUGAAGAAUUAUUUG
Messenger RNA from Camponotus floridanus (Florida carpenter ant), 3305 nucleotides. Its product is annotated as zinc finger protein 14 homolog. The transcript is spliced from 4 exons. Gene Ontology annotation, molecular function: nucleic acid binding. NCBI's taxonomy places the organism in Eukaryota, Metazoa, Arthropoda, Insecta, Hymenoptera, Formicidae. Gene Ontology annotation, cellular component: nucleus. The coding region runs from base 235 to 2928 and encodes 897 amino acids. The record is from RefSeq and is a predicted model, not a curated record.